Gregarina niphandrodes is the source of this 1060-nucleotide messenger RNA. RefSeq lists its product as hypothetical. The record is from RefSeq and is a predicted model, not a curated record. Lineage: Eukaryota; Apicomplexa; Conoidasida; Eugregarinorida; Gregarinidae. The annotation marks the transcript as partial. The transcript has 2 exons.
AUGUCGUCAGGCGACAAGGAAUUUGGGGUAGGGGCUGCUUCUUAUUCUCCUGACUGCCAAGAUGGAGGCCUUAGUGCAGAAGUAAGGCGUGUUGUUGCACCCGCUGCUGUGGACAGCCUCGAGGCGUCGGCCGCGAAGGAGGGGCUAGAAACAGUCUACACUUCGUCACCUGUCUCGUCUGCAAGUGAAGCAAAAACGGGAGAGCCCGCUGCAGGCGACUUUUGUCACGAGGAGGAGCCGAACACAGAGGAAGUACGGGACCAAAGAGAAGUGCAACAACUGGGAGAGCUGAAGUAUCCGGAAGAACAUCAGCCCCAUGAGAUGCAAGAAGUGCAGCCGCAAGAAGUGCUGCCGCAAGAAGUGCUGCCGCAAGAAGUGCAGUUGACUGAAGAGGAGUUGGUAAAGACUGUGGACGAAAUUCUUUCGCGCGAGAAUGUAGCGAUGGACGCGUCGCUCGCCCUGCUGGUCAGUCGGGCGGACGACUCGGGAGUGAUUUACGUGACGGCGAAGAGCCUCGCGCGUCACCCAAGGCUGCUUAAUAAAACGACCGCUGAGCAACUGCACGCGAUUGAAGUCAAGAACGCCCCGAAAAACGAACAAGGUCAUUUCGUCCCGCUUCUGAAGGUGCCAAGAAGGACGCUAGUCUUUAGAGAUCUUACUCAGGAUGACGAAGCUGCCUUGCUUGCCUUGCUUCGCCAACACUUCUACACCCAGGGCAAUUCCCCUGGAGAAAAGGGAGAACAAUCUGAGGAGAAACAGCCUCCUGAGGAGAAGCAGCCUCCUGAAGAGAAACAGCCUCAAGAGAGUCGGCCGCAAGAGAGCCAGCCUGAUGACACCGAAAUUGAAUCUGGAACUACUAAGAAUUGCGAUACCGGUAAUCUGGAGGACCCGGUGCUUGACAUCAAGUACGAGCAGACCCCCGUAAACUGCUCCUGCUAUGUCACCUUGAAAAGUGAAGAACUGGCACAGUCCACAGCCUUGUGGCUCUUGGGCAAAACGUUGAACGAAAAGCCUGUCCGAGUCGGCAUUAAGACAGAGUCUGAAUACACGAUUCUCAGAG